Ailuropoda melanoleuca (giant panda) is the source of this 4925-nucleotide messenger RNA. RefSeq names its product exostosin like glycosyltransferase 1 (gene EXTL1). The record is from RefSeq and is a predicted model, not a curated record. Bases 1303 to 3309 code for a protein of 668 amino acids. Gene Ontology annotation, cellular component: membrane. Gene Ontology annotation, molecular function: glycosyltransferase activity. NCBI's taxonomy places the organism in Eukaryota, Metazoa, Chordata, Mammalia, Carnivora, Ursidae. The transcript is spliced from 11 exons.
UCUUCUCAUCUGUGGACUUUCUCAUCUGCUGACUGAUAGACUCCCCGCACUCGGACCCCCAGCUGGGGUGACCAGUGGGAAGCUCUAAGGAGGAGGGUCAGGAGUUCAGGGUUCAAGUCCUUGCCCCGCCACAUCUUAGUCAUCCUAGGAAGAUACCAGCCCUCUUUGAGCUUCACUUCUCUCACCUGUGAAAAAUGACAGGGCUAAACCUCUGUCUUGGAGGGUUGAUGUGUGAAUUCUGAGGUUUGGGCUGUGAUAACUCGAGGCAGCUGUGAGGUGUGGGUCCUGCUGGCGAGGAUUAUCGCCCAUCGAGGAAACUGGUUUGGAAGGGGUUAAGUGGAGACCCUGCCUCCCAGGCAGGAGCGAAUCAGGGCUGGCAGGGGAGGAGCUAGCUGGGAAAGAGAUCCCGGCCGGCCAGACGCUGCCCUGAGAGGGAACGGGAGAAGACUCCGGCAGGGCUGGGGGGACAUGGGACAGGGGCUUGGGACAGGGUCCCCUGGCGUCUGCACCGUGAUAGCUCCAAGUCAGAGGGUGCAGGACCAGCUGCUAGGGGUGGGGGAGGAGGGGCCAAGCUGCCUGAGCCCGGGGACAGCGGCAGGGUGGGAGAGGACUAGGACCCAGAGCUCUCCCAGCCCCCCAGGCAGGGGGCUCCGGCUGCACCCAGGCCUUGACCUCAGCUGACCACGAUAGCCCCUAUGGGGGGCGAGGUCUAAUUUUAGCUCCAGCUGCAGGGCCCACAGCCCAGGAGUGCCUGCCAGUGGGCACAGGAGCGGCCAGGGCUACUAGGGGGCUGCUCAGGCAAGGGGAGGAUUGGGGAGGUCAGCCCCGCUUCUGUCCAGCCCUGCACCCUGGCCAAGCCACCUCCUGUGAGAGCCCUGACGGGUCCCCCAUGGCCUGGCAGACUGCCAAGGCCUCCGCGGAGGCCAAGGUCAGGGGGUGCAGCCAGGAGGGCAGAAGGACGUGGCCUUGCAGUGUGGUCAGGGGAUUGCAUCAGCCUGAGCAGUGCCCAGGGGCAGGGGGCCCUGCUGGGGGGGCAAAGCCUGGCUUGGUUGUCCAAAGGCCAAGGAAGCAGAUUCCUGACUGCAAGAAGGCAAGGCCACAAAGCUGGCUCCUACCUGGCCUUCUGGUGCCUGGCUGGUGACUUGAGGUUCGACCUUACCCAGGCAGCCUGUUCUCCAUGGGCUUCAGUCUUCCCAUCUGUAUAAUGAAGGCGCUGAACUAGAAGGCUGAUUCCAGCUCCAGCGACUCACCCUCAAGCCCCUGCUCCUCCUGCUUCCCCCAGCCCCGGCUGCGGGUGGCCACAUGCAGUCGUGGAGAAGAAAGUCCCUCUGGCUGGCACUGUCGGCCUCUUGGCUCCUCGUCCUUCUGAGAGUCUUCCCCCUUCUCCGCCUGGCAGUGCCUACCAGACCCUGGGCAGGUGCCCCCCAAGGCUGGCCCCGCUGGCUGGAUGCGGAGCUCCUGCCGCAUUUCUCCCAGCCAGGGGAGCUCCCAAAAGAUGACCUUCAACCUCCUCGAGGCCCCCGUGGUGGCAGCUGCGACUGGGGAUCUUGCUUUGAUGUCUCCAAGUGCAGGGGUGGUCGUCUCAAGGUGUUCGUGCAACCGGUGGCUGGACCGAUCUCUGACGCUCACCGCGGGAUCCUGGCUUCCAUUGAGAGCUCCCGCUACCACUCCGUCAGCCCUGAUGAGGCCUGCCUCCUCCUCGGCCUGGAAGCCCCCGCUGGAGAGUGCAGCCCGGUGCCCCCGCAAUGGAAUGGGGGAAGGAACCAUCUGGUCCUCAGUCUCCACCCAGCCUUCUGCCCCCAGACCUUCCAGCUGGGACAGGCGAUGGUGGCCAAGGCCGGCCCCACGGUGGACACCUUCCGGCCUGGCUUUGACGUGGCCCUCCCGCUUCUUCCCGAAGCCCACCCAUUGCGAGGUGGGGCACCUGGCCAGCUGGGACAGCACAGCCCCCACCCUGGGGUGCCCCUGCUAGCCCUGGCAGAGGAGAGGGGCGGGUGGCGCACAGCAGGCGCUGACUCGUCUGCCUGCCCCUGGGAUGGGCGCUGUGAGCAGGACCGUGGACCCGAGCAGACCCACCCGGGGGCAACGCUACCCAAUGCCACCUUCUGCCUCAUCCCCGGCCACGGUCCUGAUGCCUUGCACUUCCUCCAAGCCCUGCAGGCUGGCUGCAUCCCUGUGCUUCUCAGCCCUCGGUGGGAGCUGCCCUUCUCCGAGGUCAUCGAUUGGACCAAGGCGGCCAUCGUAGCUGACGAGAGGCUCCUGUUUCAGGUCCUCACUGCCCUCCAGGAGAUGCCCCCCACGCGGGUCCUUGCCCUGCGUCAGCAGACCCAGUUUCUAUGGGAUGCCUACUUCUCCUCCGUGGAGAAGGUCAUCCAUACCACUCUGGAGAUAAUUCAGGACCGGAUCUUUGGAGCAUCCGCUCACCCAUCACUCUUGUGGAACAGCCCCCCAGGCGCCCUCCUGGCCCUGCCCACGUUUUCCACAAGCCCCUUGGACUUCCCCUUCUACCACCUACAACGGGGCUCUCGGCCUACAGGCAGGUUCAGCGCCCUGAUCUGGGUGGGGGACCCAGGCCAGCCCCCGCUGAAUCUCAUCCAGGCGGUGGCAGGCUCCCAGCACUGUGCCCAGAUCUUGGUUCUCUGGAGCAGUGAGAAGCCACCCCCACUCAGGUGGCCCAAGACAGCAGUGCCCUUGACGGUCCUGGCCGGGCAGAGGAAGGCCAGCGACCGCUUCCUGCCGCACACAGCCAUCAGCACUGAUGCCAUCCUCAGCCUCGACGCGCACAGCAGUCUUACCACAAGUGAGGUGGACUUUGCUUUUGUGGUGUGGCAGAGCUUCCCUGAGCGGAUGGUGGGCUUCCUGACAUGGAGCCACUUCUGGGAUGAGGCCCGGGGUGGCUGGGGCUACACUGCGGAGAGGGCCAACGAGUUCUCCAUGGUUCUCACAUCAGCUGCCUUCUACCACAGGUAUUACCACACCCUUCUCACCCACUCCCUGCCCGAGGCUCUGAGAACCCUGGCAGAUGAAGCUCCCACCUGUGCGGACAUCCUGAUGAACUUCCUAGUAGCAGCUGUCACCAAGCUGCCCCCGAUCAAGGUGCCUUAUGGGAGGCAGCAUCUGGAGGCCAGACCUCCCCUGACUCCUGGGGGCCCGGAGUCGCAGCCACCGGCCCAGGACUGCAUCAAUCAGAUGGCGGCGGAGUUUGGCUCCAUGCCCCUGGUUUCUUCUCGCCUCCGUCUGGACCCAGUACUCUUCAAGGACCCGGUGUCUGUGCUACGCAAGAAGUACCGCAGCCUGGAGAAGCCCUAGGAGACCAGCAGAGCCCCCGCCCUGCUCCUGGGGGCACUUCAAGGGAGGGGGUGGGAGGGCUCAGCCCCCUCCCUUAGGACACCUGGAGACCCAAUCAAGGCUGCCAGUUAGCCAACACAUCAGAUCCCUAUUAGCCAAUCAGCCCAGUGCCCCGAGGCGCGGGGCCUCGCCCCACCCUCGGGUCCAGCCGCUAGUGGCAGGUCGCAGGUGCCCGGCGCUUACUCUGCGACUGUGCCCUCACCCGUCGCUGAUCCUUUGCCUGGAAUUCCUUUCUCAGCUUCUCUGCGGGAGCUGACUUCUACUUGUCUUUCAGAUCUCCGCCUCCCCCACGGACUUGCCUGACCCCCAUCCCUGACCCAGAUCCUCUGCGCUUUCACAGCCACGUCUUUCCCACACUGUCCUGUUGCUUUGCAAGGUACACAGUCAGGCCCCAGGGCCAGCCUGGAAGCCCCGGGAGGGCAGAGCCACGUCCUCUUCUCUCUGGCCCAGCAGGUGCUUCACAAGUAUUUGACGAACAGAAGACAUCAACUGCGUGCCCGGCCCUGUGCCAUAGUCGGGAGUGUGGACAGUGUGCCAAGUGAGACAAAACUCCGUCCUCCCUCACCCUCCAGAGUUUCUAGUCCGCCAGUAAGGCAGCUACCUGCAGAUGCCUGGGUUGCCAGGCCCGAUCUUCGCACAAAGAGGCACGGAGAAACCAGCUUCGGGACUUCCUUCCCUACCUGGCGCGCGAGCCGUGGGGCCGGGGGAGAAAGAGGAUAGCAAGGGGUCCGUGCCAGCCCAGCCCAGCCCAGGGCUCUGUACUACAGGCCGCGACCACUAGAUGUCAGCGCUGCACCACACUCCCUCUUCCCGUAAAGUGACCUGAGUUCUAAAUGCCCCUUCGGUCGGUGUGUGGGGAGGGGGGGGACCGGGCAAGGGGAUGUGGAGUGUUGGCAGGGUGCAGCCUGAGGUCUAAAAACUGGGGGGAGGAACUUGAAAGAACAGCCCCACUCCUUUAGCCCACAUACUCAGGACUAAGAAGCUAUUUCUAGGUGGGCUGGGUGGGAAAUGGGGUUGUCUGGAGCCCCUGGCCAUGACAGUGGAGUGGGGGAAAGGCUGCUGGGUUCUCCAGGGUUCAUCCACCUGGAACUGGAAUUAUCACUUCCGAAAUAAAUCGCGUGUCCUUGCCCCCUCAUGCUCGGGCUAUAAAUACCCCUACAGCAGCUGCGUGGGGGAGGGGGAACUCAGGGCUUGGGGAGGAAUGGGGUGACCCUAGAGAGGUGGGGGUGAUGGGUCCAGCCCAGGUCCAGGGUGUCAGGUGUUUUCCUGCUUUGAUGGCCUCGUGGCUUUGGAAACUCUCGUGACUAGCUCACCCUGGCCGGCCAGAACAUGCUGUCCCCCAGGGCUUCUCCAAGGCCGCCCACCCCCACCCUCCAGCUUGACCUCUGGCCCCUGGAUGACUCAGGUCCUCCCUGGAACCAGUCACAACUGGGGUGCAGAGAGGGCCCUCCCUUGGGAGGCAUGGGGCUGCUAGAUUAUUGAGGCGAAGGGGGACCUGGGCGUUAAAGAGGACGGAAGGCAUUCUGGCCCAGGGUCAAGAACAGUUGAAGGUGGGUGAGGAAGCACACAGCUGUGGC